CUAACUUUUAUCCAUCAGUUAACUUUAAUAACUCACAUUGGGGUCAGGGCUACAUUUGUAUAACUUAGCUAACUUGAGUAACUUCAAUAACUUAGUUAACUCUAAUAACUAAUCUCGGCUAACUUUAACCAGAGUAAACUUUGAGUGAUCCAAGAUGUCGGAGGACGUGGUCACCCUGGAGGGGUUGUUGGAUUUAUCCAUCGGGACACCUCAGGGAACCGUCAACUUCACCGCCCUGCACGCGCUGCUCCACGCGGUGCUCCGGCAGCUCGGGAUCCGGGAGCUGGAGACCCGCUGGAGGGACUCUCUCUCCGGCCACACUGCGGUGGGUGUCCCCGGCUCCGCAGAGGUGGGACCGCUGCAGGUGGAGGGGGACGUGGAGCCGGAGGCUCGCCCCGGCACCGAGCUCCAGGAGCGGGCAGCCUCUGCCUCGGACCCGGGAUCCUCACCUGGCACCGCGGCUGCGGAGGACGAGAAGUUCCGGUCCCGCAUCCAGAGCUGCGAGGACGGUGUGUCCGAGGCCAUGAGGCUCAUCCAGCAGCUCCAUGAGCAGAAGGACGUCCUGGUGGACGAGCUCCACCAGCAGCAGAAGAUGUUUGUUGAGACGGUCUCUGCCGUGGAGACGUGCUGCCACAGUGUGGACGUCCUGGAGGAGUCUGUGAAGAGUCUGAGGGACACGUUUCACAAGUGUCCAGAGCCCGAGGAGCUGAGAGGCUGCGUGACCUGGGACGUGAUGCAGUCUGUUCUGCUGAGCGACAGAGAAAACCUUCAGAAG
Paralichthys olivaceus (Japanese flounder) is the source of this 775-nucleotide messenger RNA. The record is from RefSeq and is a predicted model, not a curated record. NCBI's taxonomy places the organism in Eukaryota, Metazoa, Chordata, Actinopteri, Pleuronectiformes, Paralichthyidae.